AUGGGUGGCGAAAAGACACUAUCUUUGACAGAGCUACUACAACAAUCACGUCAAUUAAAUGCACAACUUGGCUCGCGUGCCGAUCUUCCAAACAUUCAUUUAGGAUUAGAUCAAAUCGAAGCUCAAUCUCGCAAAAUCGCUCAAACUCGAGCUACUCCUUUUGCAUUGGGUGCUAACAAUGAUUCAAAGGCACACUACUUCUUGGCCAAUGGAGGUAUUGAUGCCAGUGGGCUAGCAGAUACAAUCAAUCAAACCAACAUUGCCAAUGCUUUCGAACCCUUACAGCCAAUGUCCGAUACCGAUGUAGACUCUUAUUUACGUCAUUCUCGCGAACAAAUCAUUUUAUCCGCCAUCGAAGAAAGUCGACGAGAGACAAUGGCAGACUUUCAUAGAAACCUGGCAAAAGCACAAACACGGGACUGGGAAGCACAAAAGGUUCGCAUCUUGGAGGAACUUGGACAACAUACACACUACGGAGGUGGACAACAAAGCUCUUCUCGUCUCGGAAUGAGCACUUCCAGGAACUUUUCACAAUCUUCUGGUAUCACCGUUGGCGGUGCACGAUCAGGCAAAUAUUUGGCAGUGGUGGAACGAUUGAAUGCUCAUCGAAUCGAUUCUGUUCCUUUUGCUAUCGCCUCAGCGCUAGGAGAGGCAGCCAGAUCUUCGCUUACUGCUCCAGCCUCUGGAGUCGAUUCAACUUUCUCGCAAGACUUGUACGAAAGCUGGCUUGCUCUAGCAAGUUUGGUUGGAGAAGAAAAUGUGGUGGAUGGAGAAUUUUUACGGGAUGCUAUUCGUGAACGACAAUAUGCUGCCGCCUAUUUGGGUAAUGCUUCCUCUACUGCCGCUGCUUGGCUAGGUCGGGAAGGAAGAGAUCUACGCACAUGUUUGACGAGUGGUGCACUGAAAUACCUGCAAAAGUACUUUAACAACCUCAUCGAUGCACGUAUCGCAAGCAAUCCCAUCAAAGCACAAUUGGGUGGCAAGCCAACUACAUUGGGUAAAAUCGUUGCAUUCGAGCGUGUUGCAUUUGCCGAUCGCGAUGGAAGAUGGCCCAGUGAGCUUGAAGUUAUUCAGACUGAACACGGAUCUACCCCUGUUUGGGCUACAAUCUUCUAUCUCUUAAGCACUGGCAACGAAAAGGAAGCGUUGGAAUUCGUGAUCAAGAAUGAAGAUGCUAUCCGGUCUUUGGAUAGUACAACAGGCGGUGCAGGUGGCUUUUCCUCAUACUUCCAAGCAUGGCUAGGAAAUGCAGAUCACAUUCUUUCCAAGCCUAUUCGUGAUCGAUUUGUGACAGAGUACAAUAGUCGUUUCCGAGGCACGUUUGGCGGAGAUACGAUUGAUGGCUUCAAAUUGACAUUGUUCAAAUUGAUUGGUCGAAUUGAUAUCAAUAAGAACUUCCCUUCUGUCGUAUCAAAGGAUACCGAGACAUGGCUUUGGGUGCAAUUGAACCUCGUACGUGAAACAACAGUGGAAGAGGCCAGUUCGGAAUUCGGUGAUGCUUUACGUGAUCGUUUAACAUUGGAGGACCUUGGAUCGCGAGUGGUCAAGCUUGGUGAGCGUCACUUUGACCCCAAGAACAAUCGACCGAUUCACUACUUCACAAUUUUGCUUCUCUCGGGUCAAUUUGAACGUGCUAUUGCACACUUAUAUUCACGUUCUCAAUACCAAGUCGAUGCAGUCAAUUUUGCAUCUGCGUUGACAUAUUAUGGAUUAUUGAGGGUGCCAAGUCUUGAAAAAGCUUCGCAUGCAAUGAUCCUUACUUCAACGGUCGAUGCUACAACGGGACAAGAGAUCAUGAUGUUGGAUUUUGCCAAGUUGAUCCAAAAGUACGUUCGACUCUUCUCUAGAACGGAUGUGAAGGGAGCACUACAGUAUAUUUAUUUGAUCUGCUUGAAUGCAGAUUGUGCAUCUCCGAUCAAGGAAGAGCAAAUUGCCAAAUGUCACGAAUUGAUUCGUGCUUUGGUGAUUGAGACCAGACAAUAUUUCGAAUUGUUGGGCGAUGUACGAAAUGAUGGGGUAAAGACACCGGGUGUGAUUGAAAACAGUCUAUCGUUGAUCAAAUUGGCAGACUCGAAAGAGUUCUUGACAAAUAUUGUUGGAGCGGCAGCUGCACAAAGUGAAGCGGAGAAUCGUACAAAAGACGCAAUUUUGCUCUACAAUAUCGCCGAGGAGUAUGAUCGUGUUUUGGACGUGGUUAAUCGUCAAUUAGGCGUGUCUUUGAUUGAACCACCUACCCGUGCGAGCCAAGAAACCAUUUCACCUGAUUCAUCACUUACAAAGGUUGACGAUAUUGCACAAUUGGCAAAGGCGAUCUUACAAAGUUAUGAAAGACAAAAUCAAAUCUUACGCUUAGUCUCACGCAAGAAACGUGAAACAUGUCAAACGCUAUUGACUCUGAAAGAAUGCUUUGAUUUGUUCUCUCGUAAUGAGCUAGAGAAAUCGUUGAGCACGAUUGAAUCGUUGGAUUUGAUUCCCUUGCAUGGCGAUAUGGUUACCAUUACGCGAAAAGCUGAAUCGUUCAAGGAUGUGGAUGAAGGAAUAGCCAAGAAUUUAUCCGAGAUUUUACUGUUGGUGAUGAAUUGCAUUUCCAAAUUAUAUCAAACACUUAAAUCAUCACCAUUUGGUGAUUCGAACAGACAUCAAAGGUUGGCAGAUUAUCGAAGUAUGGCACGGGGGUUGAUGUUAUUCGCUGGAAUGUUACGAUUACGCAUUGAGCCUAGCACAUUUGCGCAGUUGACCAGACUUGAUGUAUAUUUACACUGAUGGCAAUGAAAUGCAAUCUUCUUUCACAAAAACCGGAGCCGAAAAUGAAUGAUAGACUGCACUGCAUACAUGCAUUUUAGCUUGCUUUCUUUUCGAGACUGUGCUGGCGCAGCGCAAGGCAGGAAAGCCUUACAACGGAUUUUAUAGAUCGGUCUUUUAAGCUCAUCCAUCUGUGAGAUGUCUGCAUCCUUCCAAAAAGAGCGCAAGUAGCAUAAGCUCUCUGUCGAUCACGUAAUCAGCUUUUUUAGAGAUUAUCCGCACUUUUUCAUCGGUAAUUUAAUUAAAAAUGAAAUAAUCUCCUCCGAUCAUUAUCCGCGUAAAGGGGAGGAGAUGUAUGAUGAUGUAUGCAAGAGAUGCCUUUUUGAUCUUUGCUAUGCAAAGGGACCACCCUUUCUUGUGAACUACAGCAGAACGGCAUUUGGGAAGCCG
Molecule: messenger RNA, 3192 nt
Organism: Meira miltonrushii
Lineage: Eukaryota; Fungi; Basidiomycota; Exobasidiomycetes; Exobasidiales; Brachybasidiaceae
Product: NIC-domain-containing protein
Exons: 3
Coding region: 1-2763 (920 amino acids)
Biological process (GO): poly(A)+ mRNA export from nucleus; protein import into nucleus
Cellular component (GO): nuclear pore
Molecular function (GO): structural constituent of nuclear pore
Source: RefSeq, a predicted model, not a curated record